Molecule: messenger RNA, 393 nt
Organism: Miscanthus lutarioriparius
Lineage: Eukaryota; Viridiplantae; Streptophyta; Magnoliopsida; Poales; Poaceae
Source: the annotation of a GenBank genome assembly
AUGGCGGCCCUUCCAGUGAUCCUUGGGACGCAAGUGGACCGCCCAGUCGUGGCCACCGACGGACCGUUUCUUGGACUUGAUGAACUUGCCGUCACUCAUGGCCCUGGUCUCCGAAUGGCCUUCCACCUUGAGCAGGAGGUCCAUGGAGCGGGCAACCUCGGUGUCGGUGAGGUUUGGCAUGGUGGCGAAUCUGUUUGUGUUCUUGCUAAAACAUUUGCCCAACAAGCCCAAUUUAUGGACACCGGCAGGGUCGGUUGGGGUACUGUGGCGCACUGGCGUUUAAUUGAAGUGCUGACGGCUCUGGUGCUACGUAUAUACGCCGUUCGAGAUGAGGUCAGGUUGACCACUACAAACGUCAUAGCGUUGUGCGAUAUCCUUGCAAAGAAUCUCUGA